Molecule: messenger RNA, 2994 nt
Organism: Gadus macrocephalus (Pacific cod)
Lineage: Eukaryota; Metazoa; Chordata; Actinopteri; Gadiformes; Gadidae
Gene: ikzf4
Product: IKAROS family zinc finger 4
Exons: 9
Coding region: 456-2186 (576 amino acids)
Biological process (GO): regulation of transcription by RNA polymerase II
Molecular function (GO): DNA-binding transcription factor activity; RNA polymerase II cis-regulatory region sequence-specific DNA binding
Source: RefSeq, a predicted model, not a curated record
UGCAAUCAUGUUUGUCUUGCUUGAACCCCCCCCCCCCAACACACAGUGCCACCAACGUCACUUCCUAUUGAGAUUGCUUCCUAUAAAUGUUUACGAGAAGCCAAGUUCUGGUUGGUCACUUUGAUCAACUGUUAAGUUGUGUUAACCCUUCGCAUUACAAUUGACCUCUCGUAUGAUUAAAAUGUUUACUCACUUAAUUAUUGUGAAUUAAAAGAAUGGUGGUUUAAUUCCAUAUCCACGCACCUCGCAUGCAUCGAUGCAUUCGGUGAUCAGCAGCGGAUCAAGGCUCUGUUGUUCAGUCCCAGCAUGGGCCCGGAAGUUGUUUGGGAUUCCCAGGUAAAAAAAAAUUAAUAAAAAAAAUCCCGGAGAUGCUGUCGUCGCCUGGGAAAACAAACAGCCAUCCAGACAUCUAAGAUCGGGGAAUAUCAGUCGGUCGCCAGGCUUCUGGUGGGAGAAUGAAUGCUGAUGACCGCAAUGACUCCUACUUACCAGGCAGCGGAGGAGACUCAGCUACUGAACAGGACUUUUAUUGUGGGCUUCGAGGACGUUCGGUCAGUUCUUCAAACAGUCAGAAGUCUUCUCCACACCGCUCCCUUAGUGCAAACUCCAUCAAAGUUGAGUUGUACAGCGACGAAGAACCGGCAGUGGGUCCGCAGCCCAGAGAGUCUGUGAGGGAGGACCGAGACCCCACUAAAGAGGAGCAGAGCAGAGGGCAUGGUGCUGGUGUGUCUGCUGGAGAGAGGGGACACAUCUACAGCGAGCUAACCAGCCCCAAGCCCAUCUCGCCGGGGCCUCUUCGGCUGCCCAAUGGCAAGCUCCAGUGUGAUAUUUGUGGAAUGAUCUGCAUUGGACCGAAUGUCCUUAUGGUGCACAAGCGCAGCCACACCGGCGAAAGGCCCUUCCAGUGUAGUCAGUGUGGAGCUUCCUUCACCCAGAAGGGCAACCUGCUGCGACACAUCAAGCUCCACUCUGGAGAGAAGCCCUUCAAAUGCCCCAUCUGUAACUACGCCUGCCGCCGGAGGGACGCCCUCACCGGACACCUGCGCACACAUGCAGUGUCGUCUCCCAAGGCAGGCAAGACCCUGAAGUGCGAGCACUGUGGGCGCAGCUACAAGCAGCAGAGCACCCUGGAGGAACACAUGGAGCGCUGCCACAGCUGCCGGCAGAAUCACCAGAGUCACCAGACCACCACCGGUACACCAUCAGCACAAGGUGAGGAUUCUCCUGAUCCAGAGCCGAUGAGUAAACCAGUGAUCCAGCCAUCGACUGAAAAGCUCCCGUUUGUGGAGAGGCUCGCGAAUAGCAUCACCAAACGCAAGAGGUCUACUCCCCAGAAGUUUUUGGGUGAAAAGCACAUGCGUCUUAACAUGCCCGAAGCACCUUAUGAGCUGUCCUCUGGUUCUGAGAAGGAAGGGGACCACCUUACCUCCCAGUCUGCUGGGGAGUCUGUCCGGCUGUUGGGAACCAGCUCCAAGUACCUCCAGGAAGGCCGGGUGAAGAGUGAGACCUACGAACCUCCCAAGCUCUCUCAGCCCCACCCCGGCCUCCAGUCUGAACUCCCCAUGGCCAUGGGCUCUGCGUACGGUCGCGUGGCUCCUCAGAGCACAUGUGCCCGUGGCGGGAGUGGCAUGGCGAUCGUGUCCAUCGGUCGGGCGGGGCCGGACACAGGCGAAGGCUGCAACGAGCCUCCCUCCGCCCACAGUGCCAACAACUCUCCCACCGAAUGUCCGGACUCCACAGACACGGAGAGCACGGCGGAAGAGCAGAGCGCAGGGGCCGCUGCCCCAACGAGUACCUCCAACCACCGCAACCUGCAGCACCUACACUACCCCCCGACGCCGGCGACGGCCCGCAGCCGCCCCAGCUCCAUCCCCGGUCAGGCCAAAGACUCCGACCCAGAGUGGGAGAGGGCGUGUCCCGUCCGCCUCUCAGCCGUGAAGAAGAGCCCCGGGUCGCCCCAGUCGUCCAGGGAGAGCUUGCAGGUGGUGGACAGAGAGGGCCGUGCCCUGCGCUGCUUCCACUGCCCGCACUGCCGCAUCCUCUUCCUGGACCACGUCAUGUUCACCAUCCACAUGGGCUGCCACGGCUUCCGCCAGCCCUUUGAGUGCAACAUCUGUGGCCACCGGAGCCAGGAUCGCUACGAGUUCUCCUCUCACAUCAGCCGGGGAGAGCACCAGAUGGGCUGAAGGCGCCGCAGCGGGCGGGGGGGCCGCAGCGGGCGGGGCGCCGCAGCGGGCCAGGUUGGUGGAGGGCGAGGGCUGAGAUGAAUGGUAGAUGGAUGGAACAGUUAUUGUGUCGGAUACGGUUUGUUCUGCACCAGGUUCGAUUAUUACUGUAACUAUUGUUGUAGUUAAUGAUAGUAGUGGCAUGACCCUGGUGUAUUUAAGACAAUUUACAGCAGGUCAUACGAGAACAUUCUCUCUCAGCAUCAUACAAUACAAAUGGAGGUACAAAUUAUUAUCGAUUGCACCCCCAAAUGAAAUCAUUCCGCAAAACAUUUUGUUUUGCUCCAAAAGUGCCUUUUUGGGGGGGACUUCCUGUCAUUACAAGAUGUUAAGGAAACCUGGUGCUUAGAAAUUAUCACACCAUCUUUUUUUAAUAAAAGGCUUAUUUGGCACUUUGAUAGGUCACUUGAACUGACUUAUAAUUUGGAUAGAAAAAUAAAUCUAUUGUUCAUAAAAGCUUGUAACAUGAAGCUAAUCAAAGAACAAGCAUAGCACAUACAUCUUAGAAAUAGCAAAUUAGUCUGUUAAAUAUGCACUGAGAGAGCUUUGUAUUCAUGUGAUUUAUGAAGGGGGUGGGGGGAGGGAGGCAGGUUAGAUUAAUAUGCACUCGGGUCGGGGAGAAUCUUUUAUCAUAGAUGAAGCACAGAAGUGGAUUGCCUUAAACGUACCUCGUGUUUACAGCAAACUUUGCAUGUAAAGUCCCUCUGGAAAGGUUCUACUGCUGCGCUUAAAAUAUAAUCAAAGCAAGGGCAAAAGCUGAAAGAAAUAA